AUGGAGGGAGGGGACUUCCACAAGAGCGGCUCGCCAGAGGAUACCGGCGGGUCAAGGCGGGCGCCGGCAUACUACGAGUGCAGUUUCUGCAAGAGGGGGUUCACCAACGCGCAGGCGCUCGGCGGGCACAUGAACAUCCACCGCAAGGACCGCGGUGGCAGCGGAGGCAAGUCUCGUGGGGCUGCGCCGCCGGCUGCCGGCCAGCAAGACGGUGCCGGUGGGAAUCAGGCUCACUUGGGGCUUACCUUGGGAAGGGAUGGGGACAGCAGGGAGGACGUGGACUUGGAGCUCCGGCUUGGCCACUACCCUUACAACUAG
Molecule: messenger RNA, 318 nt
Organism: Triticum turgidum subsp. durum (durum wheat)
Lineage: Eukaryota; Viridiplantae; Streptophyta; Magnoliopsida; Poales; Poaceae
Source: the annotation of a GenBank genome assembly